AUGGACAACGGGCUCAACCGCCUCGAGUGCCGAACCUGUCCCUACGAGUACGCCAUCACCGAGCCGCUCUACUCGCGGCGCGUCUUCCACCGCAAGGAGAGGGAGGAUGUCUUUGGUGGGCCGGGAGCAUGGGACAACGCUCAGAAGGGCAAGGCUCAGUGCCCCGCUGAGGGCUGCGAUGGCGAGGAGGCCGCAUUCUUCCAGGUCCAGAUCCGCAGUGCCGACGAGCCCAUGACCAGCUUCUUCAAGUGCAUGACUUGCGGCCAUCGGUGGAGGGAGAACUAG
Messenger RNA from Diaporthe citri, 285 nucleotides. RefSeq lists its product as uncharacterized. NCBI's taxonomy places the organism in Eukaryota, Fungi, Ascomycota, Sordariomycetes, Diaporthales, Diaporthaceae. Gene Ontology annotation, biological process: DNA-templated transcription; termination of RNA polymerase III transcription. The record is from RefSeq and is a predicted model, not a curated record. Gene Ontology annotation, molecular function: nucleic acid binding; zinc ion binding; DNA-directed RNA polymerase activity. Bases 1 to 285 code for a protein of 94 amino acids. The transcript is spliced from 2 exons. Gene Ontology annotation, cellular component: RNA polymerase III complex.